This is a messenger RNA of Staurois parvus, 312 nucleotides long. The record is from the annotation of a GenBank genome assembly. Lineage: Eukaryota; Metazoa; Chordata; Amphibia; Anura; Ranidae.
CACCUGUGCAAGAUUGAAGGGGAGGAGCCGGUACACCUGCAUAAGACUGAAGGGAGGAGCCGGUACACCUGUGCAAGACUGAAGGGGAGGAGCCGGUACACCUGUGCAAGACUGAAGGGGAGGAGCCCGUACACCUGCAAGACUGAAGGGGAGGAGCCGGUACACCUGUGCAAAACUGAAGGGGAGGAGCCGAUACACCUGUGCAAGAGUGAAGGGGAGGAGCCGGUACACCUGUGCAAGACUGAAGGGGAGGAGCCGAUACACCUGUGCAAGACUGAAGGGGAGGAGCUGGUACACCUGUGCAAGACUGAA